AUGGCAUCCCACGCGAUCGAGAUCUCGAAAGGUGCGGAAGGCCAUGACAAGAUCCACCAAAUCCUCUUCCAACUUGAGGAAGCCGUUGUUCAGCACGGGGCCAUCUCUGGGGCUCAGGCCAUCUCGCUCAGGCCUUCCCGAGACAAUGGGUGUCAUGAUCGCCAUGUUAGUGGCCAUCGAGUUGAGGACCCUGACCCUCAAGAUCAAGACGAUCAUCCUCAAGACGAUGACAUCGCCUACAUGGGAUCGAGAGCUUAUGGCACCUGCACCCGCAAUGUCAAGUUCCUGGAACGCUUUCGGCCCUAUGGUGUGGACAAGUACACUGACGAGGCCAGACCCAACAUCUGGCUCGCGAACUGUACUACACCACAUGCGUCAUUGUCGGGGGGCAACGAUUUGCAUGGCUGUGAGAUACCUUCCUCUUCAUCUGGUCGUGAUAAGAACGGCCAGAAUAGAAGAAGUCAAACGGUUGCAAACGCAGCCUAUGGGUCACAUGCAAGCAGGAAAAUAUCCAAACCUCGGCCGAUAGGAGGAGCAAACAGUACGUCGCCCAACGACAAACACCACCACCGGCGACAAAGCUGGAUGAACCAGAAGCUGCAAAGCGAAGAGACCAAAGGAGAAUUCCCUCAAGAAGACACGCCUAAAACUGAAGAUUUCAUGCAAAGGACAAAGGAUAAAAAGCAGAGAAUUAACCAGUUGCAGAAUUUACUUGGUAGGCUUGGUCCAGUUAGUUAUAGGAACUUUAUGAUGCUGCACGAUUACACGGCUAAUGGCCUAGACCAGUUAGUUAGGCUUGGUCCAGUAGUUAGGAUGCCAACCUGCACCCUGGACCUGGAGGCAUCCGGCGGCGAGAGUGUGAGGAACGUGCCACCAGGUCGGUGCAAGUAG
This is a messenger RNA of Triticum turgidum subsp. durum (durum wheat), 891 nucleotides long. Lineage: Eukaryota; Viridiplantae; Streptophyta; Magnoliopsida; Poales; Poaceae. The record is from the annotation of a GenBank genome assembly.